AUGCCAGAUCUGCAGCGCUUCAGUUUUCCGUAUAGUAUGAACCCGUUGUUGGGCCACAGCUUGUCUGCUGCUCAUCCGCAUCCACAGAGUUCAGAAAUGCUCAGCCAUCCGGAUUCACCCACCUCUGUGAUCCCCGAGGCUCUUCUGACGGCUCCUCACGCCUCCAUUCUCCAUCUCGGCGAACAUCCCGGACUCAUAGCAGACGGCAUUUCCCAAAGCGGUUUAGUUUAUCUGCCCAUCGGUCCUUCUCUCCACCGGGCCGUGCCUCCUCCCCCCGCAGCCAUGGCUUUACGCAACGACCUGGGCUCCAACAUAAGCGUCCUGAAGACCCUUAAUCUGCGUUUUCGCUGCUUUUUGGCUAAAGUGCAUGAGCUUGAGAGGCGAAACAAAAUCCUGGAGAAGCAGCUGCAGCAGGUGCUGGAAAGCAACGAGCUCGCCUGCGCUGAGAGCAAAGAAACCGGGGUGCAGACCGGUUUUGUUGGGCCAGUUCCCCUGCAAUCUCAAAACACCAACAAUUCCGUUAAGAGACCGACUACUUUAUUCACACCCUCCCUUACGACCGUGCUUAAACUCGAGCCUGAUGACAAGACUCGGGCUUCAGGUUAUGAUUCAAGCUCCAACCCGGCCGUUAGCUCGUGCGCGCCUAGUAAAGCGGCAGCGGCCAACACGAAUAACUCCAACAACGCGCCUAAUGUGAACAGUGCUGCAGCCAGAACCGGCUCUAAUCCAACUAAUCGCUUUAUGCCCGGCACUAUCUGGUCCUAUAGUCCCAGCCGAAAGUGGCCCUCGAAUUCGGAACCGCGGGUGAUCACCAGCCCUGGAGUGUCAUGGGUGCACCCGGACGGAGUCGGAGUGCAGAUCGACACCAUUACCCCGGAAAUCAGAGCCCUAUACAACGUGCUGGCCAAAGUAAAACGGGAGAGGGACGAGUACAAGCGCAGAUGGGAGGAGGAAUACACCAUGAGAGUUGAACUUCAGCAGAAGGUCACAGAUUUGCAGGAGGACCUGCAGGAGAGUGAGGUGUGUCAGGAUGAGCUGGCCUUGAGGGUGGAGCAACUAAAGGCAGAGCUUGUCCUCUUCAAGGGUCUAAUGAGCAAUAACCUGAGCGAGUUAGACAGUAAGAUCCAGGAGAAGGCUAUGAAGGUGGAUAUGGAUAUCUGCAGACGUAUUGAUAUCACAGCACGUCUCUGUGACCUGGCACAACAGAGGAACUGUGAGGACCCCAUCACGAGCUUUCAGGUUGCCAGUCCGCAAUCUUCCAUUAGCUGUCGUCCACGGAAACAGACAAUCCAGCCUGCUUAUGGCAGUGAGACUGAUGAACCAACCAGUACUUCAGAAAGCGAUGGAUGUGGAGCAAAAGAGGAGAAUGUAGGCACCACCUCAGCGACUCAGAUCAAUGAAGAGAUGCAGAGGAUGUUGUGUCAGUUGCGGGAAUGUGAGUUUGAUGAUGACUGUGACUCUUUGGCAUGGGAAGAGACUGAGGAGACCCUGCUGCUUUGGGAGGAUUUCCCAGGAUGUACUCUGACCACAGACCCCAGCCAUGGUGAGGUAAGGCAGGAGGAGUGUCUUGAGAAAGUGAUCAAAGAUACAGAGUGCCUAUUUAAGUCUAGGGAGAAGGAGUAUCAGGAUACCAUUGGCCAGAUUGAGUUGGAGCUGGCCACUGCAAAGUCUGACAUGAACAGACACUUGCAUGAGUACAUGGAAAUGUGCAGUAUGAAGAGAGGACUGGAUGUUCAGAUGGAAACAUGCAGGAGACUCAUUACCCAGACUGGAGAGAGUCACUCCCCGUGUCCCGGCCCUGGCGGAGGCAUAGAAGCGAAUGAUGGGACAGGAACAGAGAAGACUUUAGAUGGAGGAAGAUAAUAAUGAACGGCUUGAUAUGGAAAAAAGAACAAGAGCUGGGAAGCUUCUCUUAAUCUCACUGUUAAACCUAAGCCAUAUUUAGCCCCCAGGUUCUGAUACACUCAUGCUUUUCCCAAUGACUCUUAGACCACUAAUUAUUAAAAUAAAUAAAAAAAAUCAGGGGCCAAAUCAAUAUUACCUCAUAGUAGUCGCAUGAAUUUGUUUUUGCAGUAUGUGACUAACGAUAACUAAUGAUACUAAUUGAGAUGAUUCAAAAAUUUUCAGAGUUUCAUUUAUCACUGUAUAGUGACAAACAUUUGAGUGGAAAAUAUUUCAAGUAAUAUAGUUCUUCUUGUUAUAGGACACUGAUAUCAGUACAGGACACAGUAUAUAUAUGUCAGUUCGGGAUCUAACGGGAAUCUUUUGCUCUCUACACAACUGGUCUCAUAUGUACCUCAUCUGUAAAAUACUUCAUACUGUUGCCUUAAUAGACAAUAUAAUCCAAUAGUCCUGCUGCCAUUCAUAUUAUCAUAGCUUUGUUUUGUGCACUGUGGUUGUAAACUAAGUCUGCAGAUGUGACCAGUAAAGUUCAGCAUACUUCAUCAUUCACCAAUCAUGCUCCAUUUUUGAAAAACUGAAAAACUAACCUGCGGUCAAGCAUUAACGAUAACAUUUUUCUGUCACUGAUAUACGCAGUAAAUUUACAUAAUAGUUUACCUGUGCUCUGAGGUAAUCACAUCAGUCAUCAACCUUUUAAAAUCAUUUAAUUUUUCCAAAUACAAAGUAAGGCUGGUCAAUCAAAUCAAGCAUUUCAACACCAGCAAAUUAACAUAUACCUCAUCCAUCUACAUGUUAUUCAAGGAAAAAAAUGAUUAAAUCUUCUUAAGUAAAUUGGAGUAAAUCUGAGUCAAACCGCCUGGUUAACCAAACUGAUCUCAGUGCAGUGCUAAAAUAAAUAUUUGAACUUAUAUGUACUAAGAAUAGCAGUUGUGAUGCAGUUUGAAAGACGGCUAAGUUUCCACUUUAAGCUAUUCUGAUGUAUACAUGACUCAUGAUGUCUAAAUUGACAUAUUACAUACUGCUAUAGGAAAUGAACUUAGACGUGUCUGUGGGUGUGUGCAUGUUUUGACCGGGAGUCUACUGCACUAAUAUGGAAUUGAAACUGCAUUAGACUUUGUUGAACUAAAAAGGCAGAAAGGGAUACAGCAUGGUUGAUUUGGUUUCACAUGUUCCAACUGAAAGAAGAACACCAGGAUGGUUCGGAGCAGUAUGCUGCUGGAUUGCAGGGUGUUAAUUGUAGAUAGAUUUAAAAAAAAAACAAAAACAUAGAUAUACACCAUGCACUGCUGUGGUUCUUGAUGUAUUUGGAAUAAAAUGUGCCAAAUGUGAAGUUAACGUCAAACAGAAGGCUUUCAGCAGUACAGAAAGUCAGGACCCAAUGCUUCCAUACAUGGUGCUGAUCCCCAUCUUGUAAAUAUUUGCUUUAUUAAGGCAAAGAGUAAAAAUCUGUAAUAUCUGUAUGUAAGCUAUAUGAGUAUUGUGCAAUAAGAAAAGUGCGAAUGGCUCUUAAUGUAAUGUAACUGACAAUGCAUUAGGUUUAAAGCAUAUUCAGAUUUGCUUUGCCUCCAAAACAUGUUUUCAUCCAUUGUCAGCUUCUGUCCUUUUAUCUGGUUCUGUUUUUACUCUUGUUUUUAAUUCACCCCUUUCUUUUAGAAGCAGAUUUACCUAGUGCCUGUUUUUGUCCUUUUAAAAAGAUGUUUUUAGCAUAUUAAGAUCUCCUAUUUUGAGUAAGUUUUAGACAUCUCCUUUGUAUAGCUUUUCAGUAAUCUGGCUUGCAAUCUUGAGAUUUUUAGUUGUUUAAAACUUAAACACUCAAACAAAAAGGAGUAUGACUCAUUUUGUUUGAAAACGUCCCUCUUUUCUUCAUUAAUUUAUUUGUAGCCUCAAAUUGUGUUUCUCUCUGUGUGUAUAUGUGUUCUGAUUUGUUCUGUUGUGUGAAUACUUUCUCCACCAGGAACUUACUUGUUGUUUACUGCAGUCAAAAAGCCAUUAGGUGAUUUUAUGAGCUAGAAUGUCUGUAGCUGAAUUUCUGUACAAAGUGUUGUUCACUUGUAAAUGUGGAAGUUGUGUUUAAUACUAUAAGUAAACAAUCUAAACCAGCUUUAGAAGUACCAGGUACUUUUCAGAAACAAGAAGUAUUUUCCUUAGGGUGUGUUCACCAAAGUUUAAACAUGUAAUAGAGAAAACAAACAAACGCAGAGGAAAAAUACGAAUGCUUAUUCAAAAUAUUGGUACGAUUGCUAUGAUGUUGUAAUCUAGAGGAAAUCAGUAAGGAUAUUUAGUAUAAAACUGAUGACAAUUCAUGCGAGUCCACUAUCCCUGUCAGAAGAAUAUUUCCUCCCACUUUAAUGUAAGUUGUAUUAAAAUGAAUUUGUCGAUGUAUUUGGCUAUAAUAUCCAGAAUGUUAAGUAGAAUCCUGUUUUAGCUUUAUAACAGAUUAGAAAGUACAUAAUAAACAAUGAUAUUCAAAGGGAGAGCAAAAUGUACAGUAGGUGUUGUGUGGUAUAACUGUGUUAUACCACACAGCACUUGAAUCACAAAACAGCGUUUUGCCUAAAUAACUCUUUUGACAGGUUGGAUGGACUCAUUAACAUGUAUGUAUCUCAAGGCCAAACAUGAGUUGCCUGCUUUAAUGAGUGCUGAACGACUGGAGCUUUAUAAAGACUUGAAAAAUAAAAGACAAUGCUAUACAGA
This is a messenger RNA of Tachysurus fulvidraco (yellow catfish), 4596 nucleotides long. RefSeq names its product intermediate filament family orphan 1b (gene iffo1b). Bases 1 to 1863 code for a protein of 620 amino acids. Lineage: Eukaryota; Metazoa; Chordata; Actinopteri; Siluriformes; Bagridae. The record is from RefSeq and is a predicted model, not a curated record. The transcript is spliced from 9 exons.